Molecule: messenger RNA, 2454 nt
Organism: Drosophila innubila
Lineage: Eukaryota; Metazoa; Arthropoda; Insecta; Diptera; Drosophilidae
Gene: fat-spondin
Product: spondin-1
Exons: 5
Coding region: 89-2374 (761 amino acids)
Biological process (GO): cell adhesion
Cellular component (GO): extracellular matrix
Molecular function (GO): serine-type endopeptidase inhibitor activity
Source: RefSeq, a predicted model, not a curated record
AGCUUCAGUCGGUUUGUGUGCAUCGUCGGAAUAAGUCGCGUUGCGUUAUUGUUUGUUGAGCAGAAUAAAAAUAUAGAUUAAGAUUAAGAUGUGGCAUUCAAUGUCGUUGCUUGCCAGCAUCGUUGUAGUUGCUUGUGUUGUGGCCGGCGCAAUUAGUCCGGCGGCUGGUUGCCCUCGGGCGCCCACACAUUUGCCCCAUGGCCGACGUACACGCGGCGAUAAUGGAUACAAAUUAAUUGUGGCUGAUGGACCCAAUGGCUAUGUGCCCGGCAAGGCAUACAACUUAUUGCUGCUUGGUUCUCGCACGCAUACGAAAAUCCAGCACUUUACCCACUUCACCAUUGCUGCCGAGGCACACGUGGGCACCAGACGUCCUCAGGUUGCCAGUCCACGUCGUGUUGGUCGUUUCCAGCUGUUCAGCGAUUCGCUUACUAAAUUCAAUGAUCGCUGUGUGAACACCGUGUCCGAGGCAGAUAAUCUGCCCAAGACCGAGGUGCAGGUCAUGUGGGUGGCACCGGAAGCCGGAUCAGGAUGUGUCUCUCUCUCCGCCAUGGUAUACGAAGGACCACGCGCCUGGUUUUCAGACGACGGCGAGCUUACCCAGGUUAUAUGUGAGCACAAAGCAAGUGCUGCUGAUACACAGAAGGAAUGCUGUGCAUGUGAUGAGGCCAAGUAUAGCUUUGUUUUCGAAGGUAUCUGGUCGAAUGAGACACAUCCCAAGGAUUAUCCCUUUGCCAUAUGGCUGACACAUUUCUCGGAUGUGAUCGGGGCAUCGCAUGAGGCGAACUUCUCAUUUUGGGGUGAACAUCAUAUAGCCACCGAUGGUUUCCGCUCAUUGGCCGAAUGGGGAUCGCCGACAGCUUUGGAGACGGAACUGCGUGCUCAAGGUCCAAAGUUACGCACUCUCAUCAAAGCAGCCGGUUUGUGGUAUCCAAAUGUUAACCAGAACACAUCAUCGAAGUUCCGUGUGGAUCGCAAGCAUCCGAAAGUUUCUUUAGUUUCCAUGUUCGGACCGUCACCCGAUUGGGUGGUUGGAAUCAGUGGAGUUGACCUAUGCACCUCGGAUUGCAGCUGGAAGGAGUCCCUCGAUUUUGAUUUAUAUCCCUGGGAUGCGGGCACCGACGGCGGCAUUACCUAUAUGAGCCCGAAUUCUGAGACGCAGCCGAGAGAACGCAUGUAUAAGAUCACAACCAUGUACCCUGAGGAUCCACGAGCACCAUUUUACAAUCCACAGAGUCAGCAGAUGACACCGCUUGCCAAGUUAUACCUGCGUCGCGAGAAGAUUAUCUCCCGCAAUUGCGAUGAUGACUUUCUUCAAGCUCUCCAGCUGGAAGUCUCUGAUGAUGCAGAGGAGCAGGAUGUUCGCGCCGAAUGUCGCGUGAGCGAAUUCAACGCCUGGAGUCCCUGUUCCGUCAGUUGUGGCAAGGGAAUCCGCAUGCGUAGUCGUCAGUAUCUAAAUGCUGAGCAGGCACAGCAGGCCAAGUGCACACGCCAACUGGUGUCCAAGGAAAUGUGUGUGGCAGAUAUACCCGAGUGUCCCAAUGGUUCCGCUGGCCAAGACCGAGACGAAGAUGAGGGCGAAAAUCUAGCGAAUUCGCAAUCUCUUGUCAGCGACAAUGGCGAGGGAGCCGGAUUGUGUAAGACGACGCCGUGGAGUGUCUGGUCCGAGUGCUCUGCCACCUGUGGCAUAGGAAUCACAAUGCGUACGCGCACAUUUAUCAAUCCGAUGGGCCGUAAACGCUGUCCCCAUAUCACCAUUGUGGAGAAGAACAAGUGUAUGCGACCGGAUUGCACUUAUGAGCAGGUGGAGCUGCCAGAUCCCAGCUGUCCCACCACCCAAUGGAGUGACUGGAGUCCCUGUUCCGGCAUAUGUGGACGUGGUAGUGCCAUACGUAAGCGCCUGGUGCUGCUGGAGGAUGGACCGGAGAAGGAUGCCUGCACGAAACGCAUGGAACUGCAUCAGCAAAGGGAAUGCCAGCACGCACUGGACUGUAACAUCAAUAUGGAAAUGGCCAAGGACAUUUGUGUGCAGUUGCCAGAGGCGGGACCCUGUCGAGGUAGCUAUCAACGCUAUGCCUUCAAUGCCCAGUCCAAUCGUUGCGAGUCCUUCACCUACGGUGGUUGCCGUGGCAAUCGUAACAAUUUCCUCACCGAAGCAGAUUGCCUGCACACCUGCAGCAGAAUCAACUCGGAGUCCAAUCUGCCCAGGGACUGCGUCAUGUCCGAAUGGUCCAACUGGACGCCCUGCAGUGUCAGCUGUGGCGUCGGUCAAUCCGAAGGAUAUCGACAUGUCAUCAGCGAGCCACAAAACGGCGGCCAAUCCUGUCCCAAGCGUCAAGUGAAGACACGUCGCUGCACCAUGUCAGCCUGCUAAGAAAUCUGUUUAUUUCUAGCCUUCAUAUAUUCUUUUAUUUCCGAACUUCUAAAUAAACGUCAACAUAGCUUAAAAAAUGA